Messenger RNA from Aspergillus versicolor CBS 583.65, 671 nucleotides. RefSeq lists its product as uncharacterized. Bases 1 to 597 code for a protein of 198 amino acids. The record is from RefSeq and is a predicted model, not a curated record. The transcript has 2 exons. NCBI's taxonomy places the organism in Eukaryota, Fungi, Ascomycota, Eurotiomycetes, Eurotiales, Aspergillaceae.
AUGCAAAGCUCAAAGACUCCUGCAAACAAGUCGGAACCGGUCUCCGGGCUAAUGAAAAAGUACAAACGCACGAAGAUGGAGAAAAACAAAGGACAAGAGGAGUUAAGACGGGUUAAGAGGAGGUUAAGAGGAGACAAGACCAGGACAAGACCAGGACAAGAGGAGGACAAGAAAGAGGAGAGUCUGGGCAGCAGGGAGACGGGGAGGCAGGUCCGAAAAAUUACGAAGCGAGGGCCAAGACCAAGAUCGAGCGCGAGACCCAGCCAGAGAGGAGCAUGGCGUCUUGGACAAGACUUUUCGCUGGCGAAUGAGAAGGGAGGAGGCAGCACGAUUGCUUAUUUUUCUGGGGCCUGGGAUGGAGAGGAGAGGAGAGGAAGUGAAGGUCAAGACCGGAGACGGCUCGCCGCUCUCAGUCUCGGUCGGAACCACGCAGCCUGGCUUGGCAGAUCCUCUCUCUGUCGGAAGUCGCCUCCCAGCGAACACCCAGGCCGCGCCCAGUCGAAGCUGAGUGACGUAUCUCCGAGGCCCAUGCAGCACACCAUGUUUAUGGCGAUCCAGAUCAUUAUGCAAUCCCCUCGUGCAGUUCCGGGUUCCUGAAAUCGGCGUGCCACAUGGAGCUACACAUGUUACCGAUCUGUCAUCUCCCUACCAGUCUGAAGUUCUGGGCUGGC